Clunio marinus is the source of this 1957-nucleotide messenger RNA. The record is from the annotation of a GenBank genome assembly. Lineage: Eukaryota; Metazoa; Arthropoda; Insecta; Diptera; Chironomidae.
CGUGACAAACAAGUUUUAAUAAAAGGGGACGAACCAACGGUUCAUCAGCAGAGCCGAAGGAGUCUUAGCUCACCAGUUGAUGCAUUGAGUGCGAUUAAAAUAAACGAGGGAAUUAUUUCAUUGAAAAUAAGCGAAAAUUCAAGUGAAAAUAAUGUUCAGUUACCAUCCCCACUUCCGUUGCCAUUGUGGGCCAAAGAAUCGAAACCAACUUUAAAUAUUGAAAAGCUCUACGCAUACGAAGAUCUUGUGGCAUUGAUUGAUACAACUUUACAGCAUAUGAUGGAAGAAACUCAUUACAACACCGUCAAUAAUUUCAUUGACUUUUAUCAGGCAUUCAAAGCAUCGUCAUUCAAAAAUUUACGAGAAUUCUUUCAAAUUUAUUCACCGCCAGUUAAUCGACGUCAUCAUAUGUGCGUCAGUUUGGCAAUGGAAAUUGUUGCUAGAAUUGCAACCUUAAGACCGAACAUAGCAGAACAUUUUUAUUUAGUUUCAUGUGAAGAAGCCGUUGAAGACACAAUCUCGUAUAUUGAGAAUUGUGAUGAGAAAAGCAUUGAAGCAGCAGCAUGGAGUUUAGAGAAGGAACAUUCUUUGGUUGCUAUGAAGAUAAUGAUAGCUGGACGUGAAGGAUUGAUGAUUAUUGAUCCGGGUUAUCACGUUGCAAGAGCUGUAACUGUCAUGAAAGAUCAAAAUUAUCCUCACACUGGGUUCUUUACACAAUCAGAUGAACCUGGUUGUAAACGCGAAUAUUGCUACACUUUCUCGCACAUGAGUGACAAUUUCAUAACGUGGAGAGAAAGAACAACUCGUAAUGGUCAACAAAAAUACGAGAUAUCUUUAAUUUAUGUUGAUCGACCAUACAAAACAGCAAUCGACGUUACAGUUCGACGCAACUUGGUUUAUGAUUUUCGGUCAUUGCUUUCUAGAGAUCCAAAAGGACGAGUUUUUGCUGGAAUUUAUUUUCCUGUCGUUGCUAAUGCCACUGACUCGAACAUUACAAUCUUCUAUGAUGAAGGAAUUGACAACAAGAUUUUAAAAACAAAAGUAAAAUUUUCUGCUUUCAAAGAUGUUACAAAGAUUCCCGAAUCAAUUAUGAACCACUUGAAGAAGUUGGAACCACAAUUACGUAUCGAGCUUUCCACAAUGAUCGACAUGUUGAAAACAUUAACAGAAAUUGUAACCGAUGCUGAUUUCGUCAAACAAUCAUUGGCGAUUAAUGAUGUCAUUGCCGUGCUGUCGGCUGAUAAUUAAGCAAAUUAUAUUUCUUCUUCAUCAGACAAACAACAUUAUAAUAUAUUUAAUCCAUGCUAAUAAUUUUAAAGCUUAUUUGUUCAUAAUUUUAAGAUGCUUAGAUUUUCAUAUUUACAACUUCUCACACUUUGAAAACGUUCGUGAUUGACGCAAUUAAAUGGUUGAAAGGAGGAAGUGAGUGAAAGUUAUUAACAUAGACGCGUUUGAUGGUCACAAGGAGAUUUGCAUAAUCGCUUUUUCCUUGAGUGUUUGAAGGACAUCAAACUUACUCAACGUAAAGGAGUAACAAACUAAAAAUAGUUAAUGUAAAUUGCGAACGUUUUUCUUCACUUAAAAUGCUUUCAAUAGAGGAAAUUUUCGCUUAUCACAGAAUGAAUUUCCAACAUGGCAACACGAAAAAAGUUUGUCGAUAUUUUAUCGAAUUGAGAAUGACAUGAAAGCGGAAGUAAUUGGACAGAUAAUUUACAAAGCUUAAACACUUUUAGCAGAUUCUUAACUCACUACAACACUAUCUUAACUACAAUCUUUCAAUAUAUUUAAUAACACAAUAAAUUCUGUUUAGUUUUUAGAAAAUAUUAUUUUUGGUAUUGUGGAAGAAUUUUAAAGGAGAAGGUGAAUAAUUUUUAAUUAAAAUUAGGGAAAAGUGUGUAAAAUGAUGAAGAAAUUCAAUUAUCUAAAUAAAAUAACACAAAUUUAAUCAAAGAAAAUA